AUGCCUUGUAGUGUCGUUAGUAUGCAACAUUCAACAUCUUCAUUUUUAAGUAAAAAUAUAAAUGAUAGCAGUUUGACAAAUAAAUUGAAUAAGACUAAUAAUUCACCACCAGAUCAAUACUCCACCUCUGAAUCAAAUGUUGAAUCAAAUAAAAGCUUGAUAAGGCGUCUUUUUAAAUAUUAUAAAAAUAAUUCAAUGAAACCUGAUCUCUCAACAGUUUUAGAUUUAAGUGUUUCUAAUAUAGACAGAGGAAUAUUUUGUUAUCCAGUUAUAAAGAAAAAAGAAUAUGAAAAGUAUAUUGAAUAUCUUGAACUUACUGAUCCUAUCAAUUGGUCUUGUACAACGAUAGAUAAACGUCCAGGAUUUUUUCUUAUAAAAGGAUUAUUUACCAAAAAAAAUCAAAUAAAGUGGAUGGAAAAAUGCCUUUUAGAAUAUCCAGAAAAUGGCGCUAUAACAAAUUUAAAUUUUAAUAAACCAAGUAAUGAUACAAAUAUUUUUGCUAACUGUGGAGAAAAAUUAAGAUGGGUUACAAAAGGAUACGAUUACAAUUGGUCGACUAAAGAAUAUCCCAGACAACAAACAUCAGAUUUUCCAGAAGAAUUUAGUCUUAUAUUUGAAUUAGUUUGCCUGAUUUUAGAUCUAAAAGAAACAAAAGGUGAUACAGCUAUAAUAAAUUAUUAUCCAAAAAAAGCAACUUUAUCUGUUCACACAGAUCAUUCAGAACGCAGGCUUGACAAACCUUUGGUUUCUUUAAGUUUUGGCCAAUCAGCAAUAUUUCUUCUAGGAGGCCAAUCAGAAGAAGACAAUGUUGAUCCUAUUUUACUUAGUAGUGGUGAUAUUAUGGUGAUGCAUGGAGAACAACGAUUAGCUUAUCAUGCUGUUCCGAAAAUUGUUAUUACAACAAAAUUUGAAAAAAAAGAAUUUCAUGAAAUUUCUGAUAAUGUAUUAGAAUAUAGUAAUAAAAACAGAGUUAAUAUAACAAUAAGACAAUGUGAUUAA
Molecule: messenger RNA, 999 nt
Organism: Strongyloides ratti
Lineage: Eukaryota; Metazoa; Nematoda; Chromadorea; Rhabditida; Strongyloididae
Product: Alkylated DNA repair protein alkB homolog 1
Exons: 1
Coding region: 1-999 (332 amino acids)
Biological process (GO): oxidative RNA demethylation
Cellular component (GO): nucleus; cytoplasm
Molecular function (GO): ferrous iron binding; oxidative RNA demethylase activity; broad specificity oxidative DNA demethylase activity
Source: RefSeq, a predicted model, not a curated record